Molecule: messenger RNA, 1060 nt
Organism: Daucus carota subsp. sativus
Lineage: Eukaryota; Viridiplantae; Streptophyta; Magnoliopsida; Apiales; Apiaceae
Product: SNF1-related protein kinase regulatory subunit beta-3
Exons: 5
Coding region: 441-800 (119 amino acids)
Molecular function (GO): protein binding
Source: RefSeq, a predicted model, not a curated record
AUACGGGUUUUUAAUUUUAUUGCAUUUUAUAUGAGAUAUAGAUACAUAUGUUCUUUUGUAUUCGAUUCUUUGACGGAUAAUUCUAGGGGAAUUUGUCUCUUUCGUUUUUGUGUAUCUAUAUGUUUUGUGAAUUUGUAGCUCUUUCUCUCUUUCAGGUAAGCUUCUGGCCUUGUGGAUAAUUUUAUUCAAUUAUCAGUGUUGUGUUAGUGUAUUCUUGAAGGGCCAGAGCUCCAGUGAAUCAGGAUGGCAAUUUAAAGAGUUACAUUGAACUGGGGAAUUUUGCUAUUGGUUGUGCAUUCUUUCAUUGACAAGUAUCAUGAAUGGGGUGUGACGAAGUAGUGUUUCAUGGAACACGGGUGGUUCGUCUACGGAAUCAUAGGUGCAAUUAGAGAUUGAUUUGGAUGGUUUUGCUCUGAUAGCUAGUUGUCGCUUCUCCAAAAAUGAACAACAAUUACGGGGGAAAUCAAGAAGAACCAACUGUAGCAGGAUUUGAAGUUCCAAGAUCUCCUGAUGCUAGUUACAAUAAUGUAUACCCUGGCAAUGCAGAUGAAGGACCAGAACCUCCUGUGGUCCCCCCGCACCUGCAACACACCUUGCUAAACCAUCCAUCAGGUAGAGGAGGAGAUGCUCCCACAUCGGUUCCAUUGCCACAGAAUGUUGUCCUCAAUCAUCUUUACCUUGAAAACAGAGAGGCUCCGCGAUCAGUUGUGGCACUCGGAAUCACCCAUCGCUUUCGCGCAAAAUAUGUUACGGUUGUGCUUUAUAAACCAGUUCAGAGAAAUGGCAGUACCAGUACUUGAACCGUGACUCAUGUGCUUAUGUUUCUGCAUUUCAUUGAAGUAUCUAUGAUAACUAGUGCUGUCAAAUGUAGAAUGUUUGCCUUCUAACUUGCUAUGGAUUUGAAUCAGGAAUUAUUAGAGUUUCGUGGAUGGGUGUCCCUUAUAUAUUUUCCUUCUAAAUAUUUUAGUAUGCUGAUGGCUUAUAUUGUAGCAGAUUGAUUUAUUUAAUUAUAUUUUGAAUGUCACAAUUCACAAGUUUAUUGUACAUUUUCUUUGGAUUA